Molecule: messenger RNA, 2388 nt
Organism: Porites evermanni
Lineage: Eukaryota; Metazoa; Cnidaria; Anthozoa; Scleractinia; Poritidae
Source: the annotation of a GenBank genome assembly
UACUGUUCCACCAUCAGAUGUUCUACUUUUCAUCCAUUAGCUGUUCCACUGUUCCCCCAUCAGAUGUUCUACUGUUCCACCACAAUAUGUUCCACUGUUCCACAAUGUCUGUUCCACUGUUCCACCAUUAGAUGUUUUACUGUUCCACCAUCUCUGUUCCACUGUUCCACUAUCAGAUGUUCUACUUUUUAUCCAUUAGCUGUUCCACUGUUCCCCCAUCAGAUGUUCCACUCUUCCACCAUCAGAGGUUCUACUGUUCCAUCAUGAUUGUUCCACUGUUCUAUCAUCAGAUGUUCUACUCUUCCAGCGUCAGAUGUUCUACUGUUCCAUCAUCUUUUUUCCACUGUUCCUCCAACUGUGAUGUACUAUUUUACCAUCUCUCUUCCUCUAUUUCUUACUCUGAUGUUUUACUCUUUUACCACAUCUGUUCCACUGUUCCACCCAUUUUUCCACCGUCAGAUGUUCCACUCUUCCACCAUCACAGGUUUUACUCUUCCACCACCGCUGUUCCCUUGUUCCAUCAUCAGAUGUUCCACUGUUCCAGCCUCAUCUGGUCCACUAUUCCACCAUCUCUGUUUCACUGUUCCGACAUAAGAUGUUCAACUGUUUAACCAUCUCUGUUCUACUGUUCCACCAUCAGAUGUUCCACUGUUCCACCAGCAGAUUAACUACUGUUAACCAUUUACUGUUCCACUGUUCCACUGUUCCACCAUCAGAUGUUACACUGUUUUACCAUCACAUGUUCACUGUUCUACCACCAGAGGUGCUACUGUUCCACCAUGAUUGUUUUACUGAAAUCAGAUGUUCCAAUGUUCCAGCAUCACAUAUUCUACUUCUCCAUCAUCAAAUGUUCUACUGUUCUACCAUCUCUGUUCCACGGUUUCACCAUCAGUUGUUUCACCGUUCCACCAUCAGAUAUUCUACUGUUCCACCAUCAGGUGCUCCAGUUUUCAACCAUCAGAUGUUCCACUGUUCCACCACCAGAUGAUCUACUGUUCCAUAUUAUCUGUUCCACUGUUCAACCAUCAGAUGUUCCACUCUUCCACCAUCAGAUGUUCCACUGUUCCACCACCAGAUUUUCCACUGUUCCACCAUUAGAGGUUCUAAUGUUCCACCAUGAUUGUUCCAUUGUUCCAUCAUCAGAUGUUCCACUGUUCCAGCAUCAGAUGUUCUUCUCUUCCACCAAUAGGUAUUCUACUGUCCCACUAUUAGGUGUUCUAAUGUUCCACCAUCUGUGUUCCACUGUUUCACCACCUCUGUUACGCUGUUCCACCAUCAGAUGUUCCACUGUUCCAGCCUCAUCUGGUCCACUAUUCCACCGUCUCUGUUUCACUGUUCCGACAUAAGAUGUUCAACUGUUUAACCACCUCUGUUCUACUGUUCCACCAGCAGAUUAACUACUGUUCACCAUUCUCUGUUCCACUGUUCCACCAUCAGAUGUUACACUGUUUUACCAUCACAUGUUCACUGUUCUACCACCAGAGGUGCUACUGUUCCACCAUGAUUGUUUUACUGAAAUCAGAUGUUCCAAUGUUCCAGCAUCACAUAUUCUACUUCUCCAUCAUCAAAUGUUCUACUGUUCCACCAUCUCUGUUCCACUGUUUCACCAUCAGUUGUUUCACCGUUCCACCAUCAGAUAUUCUACUGUUCCACGAUCAGGUGUUCCAGUUUUCAACAAUCAGAUGUUCCACUGUUCCACCACCAGAUGAUCUACUGUUCCAUAUUGUCUGUUCCACUGUUCAACCAUCAGAUGUUCCACUGUUUCACCAUAAGAUGUUCCACUGUUCCACCACCAGAUGUUCCACUGUUCCACCAUUAGAGGUUCUAAUGUUCCACCAUGAUUGUUCCAUUGUUCCAUCAUCAGAUGUUCCUCUGUUCCAGCAUCAGAUGUUCUUCUCUUCCACCAUUAGGUAUUCUACUGUCCCACUUUUAGGUGUUCUAAUGUUCCACCAUCUGUGUUCCACUGUUUCACCACCUCUGUUACGCUGUUCCACCAUCAGAUGUUCCACUGUUCCACCAUCUCUGUUCUACUGUUCUAACAUCAUAUCUUUCGCUGUUUCACCAUCACAUGUUCCGCCGUCCCACCAUAAGAUGUUACACUGUUCCACCAUCAGCUUGUCUACUGCUGCACAUUGUCUGUUCCACUGUUCCACCGUCAGAUGUUUCACUGUUUCACUAUCUCUGUUUCACUGUACCACCGUCAAAUAUUCUACCGUGCCACCAUCAGAUGUUCCAUUGUUCCUCCCUCAGAUGUUCCACUGUUCCACCAUCAGAGGUUCUACUGUUCCACCAUCAUUGUUCCACUGUUCCAUCAUCAGAUGUUCCACUGUUCCACUGUUCCACCAUCAGAUGUUUUACUGUUCGACCAUCUCUGUUCCACUCUACUAC